UUCAACAUGGCGGCGGCCAGCGCUGCGGGACCGGUUAGUAACGUGUUCCCGUUCCGGGACGCCCGUGCGGUGCCGGACCCGGUGCUGGAGGCCGGCCCGGUGGCACAGGGGCCGCUGCCGGUCCCCCUGAUCCUGGACAACGGGUCGUUCCAGGCCCGCGCCGGCUGGGCGUGCCCUGGGCCCGACCCGGGCCCCGAGCCGCGCCUGCAGUUCCGCGCCGUGUGCGCCCGCGGGCGGGGCGGGGCCCGGGGCGGGGCCCGGGGCGGGGCGGGCCCGCAGGUGGGCAACGCGCUGGGCAGCCUGGAGCCGCUGCGCUGGAUGCUGCGCUCGCCCUUCGACCGCAACGUGCCCGUCAACUUGGAGCUGCAGGAGCUGCUGCUCGAUUACAGCUUCCAGCACCUGGGAGUCUCGUCUCAGGGCUGUGUGGAUCAUCCCAUCGUCUUGACGGAAGCUGUGUGCAACCCACUGUAUUCACGACAAAUGAUGUCGGAGCUUCUCUUUGAGUGCUACGGGAUUCCCAAGGUUGCCUACGGAAUCGACAGCCUCUUCAGCUUCUACCACAAUAAGCCAAAGAACUUGACUUCCAGUGGGCUCAUCAUCUCGUCGGGAUACCAGUGUACACAUAUUUUACCCAUCUUAGAGGGGAGGUUAGACGCAAAAAACUGCAAGCGCAUCAAUCUCGGAGGGAGCCAGGCGGCUGGCUACCUGCAGCGCCUCCUGCAGCUCAAGUACCCCGGCCACCUGGCCGCCAUCACGCUCAGCCGCAUGGAGGAGAUCCUGCACGAGCACAGCUAUAUCGCCGAGGACUAUGUCGAGGAGCUGCAGAAGUGGCGGUGCCCCGACUACUACGAGAACAACGUCCACAAGAUGCAGCUCCCGUUCUCCAGCAAGCUCCUGGGCAGCACGCUGAGCUCUGAGGAGAGGCAGGAGCGGCGGCAGCAGCAGCUGCGUCGGCUGCAGGAGCUCAACGCCCGCCGGCGGGAGGAGAAGCUGCAGCUGGACCAGGAGCGGCUGGAGCGGCUGCUCUACGUGCAGGAGCUGCUGGAGGACGGCCAGAUGGACCAGUUCCACAAGGCCCUGGUGGAGCUGAACAUGGACUCGCCGGCCGAGCUGCAGUCCUACAUCCAGAAGCUCAGCCUGGCCGUGGAGCAGGCCAAGCAGAAGGCCCUGCACGCUGAGGGCGCCCUGGAGGUGGACGUGGUGGACAGCAAGCCAGAGACACCUGAGCUGGAACAGCUGGAGCCAUCCCUAGAGGACGUGGAAAGCAUCAAUGACUUUGAGCCCCUGUUCUCCGAGGAAACGCCGGAAGUAGAAAAGCCAGUUGCCACCGUCCAGCCCGUGUUUAACUUGGCAGCGUACCACCAGUUGUUCGUCGGGACGGAGAGGAUCCGUGCUCCGGAGAUCCUCUUCCAGCCCUCACUCCUGGGGGAGGAGCAGGCGGGCAUCGCUGAGACACUGCAGUACAUCCUGGACAGGUACCCGAAGGACGUUCAGGAUUUGCUGGUCCAGAACGUGUUUCUCACGGGGGGAAACAUGAUGUACCCUGGGAUGAAAGCUCGAAUCGAGAAGGAACUUUUGGAGAUGAGACCCUUUCAGUCUUCUUUUCAGGUUCACCUGGCCACUAACCCCGUGCUGGACGCCUGGUACGGGGCUCGGGACUGGGCCCUGGACCACCUGGAGGACGAGUCUGUGUGGCUCAGCAGGCGGGAGUACGAGGAGAAGGGCGGCGAGUUCCUGAAGGAGCACUCUGCCUCCAACGUCCACGUGCCCAUCCGCCUGCCCAGGCAGGCUGCCCGCGCCUCAGACACCCAAGCGGCUGGGAAGGGCUCGGGGCCCGGAGGAGGCAGCGCGGGCGAGCAGGGCUAGCGGGGACCCGGGGCCACCAGCCAGAGGACAGGACAGUGACUGUGGCAGAGGCGCCCCGCGCCCGGCUGCUGGACGGCGAGACGGGUCUCUCCUGGGGAGAGCGGUCAGGGGUGCUGGGAGUCACCCGCAGAAGGAAUGGGGCUCACUUGGGGGCAUCUGCAGUGAAGAAGCUCAGAGUGGCCCUC
This is a messenger RNA of Sorex fumeus (smoky shrew), 2051 nucleotides long. It is a transcript of the gene ACTR5, whose product is annotated as actin related protein 5. The transcript has 9 exons. The coding region runs from base 7 to 1866 and encodes 619 amino acids. Gene Ontology annotation, biological process: regulation of DNA-templated transcription. The record is from RefSeq and is a predicted model, not a curated record. Gene Ontology annotation, cellular component: Ino80 complex; cytoplasm. Lineage: Eukaryota; Metazoa; Chordata; Mammalia; Eulipotyphla; Soricidae.